Molecule: messenger RNA, 2566 nt
Organism: Seriola aureovittata
Lineage: Eukaryota; Metazoa; Chordata; Actinopteri; Carangiformes; Carangidae
Product: ras-related protein Rab-5C-like
Exons: 6
Coding region: 388-1053 (221 amino acids)
Molecular function (GO): GTP binding; GTPase activity
Source: RefSeq, a predicted model, not a curated record
AAUCAGGAAGUAUUUUAGUUACACAAGGCGGAAGCGUAUAAUUUACUGAACCUGAAAGUGUUUUGGCAAAAAAAAGGAGAUAACCGUGUUAAAGAGGAACAAUAUUGAUACAACUCGCAGUUCACAAGGCGGGGUGGAGAUUAUUUUUCGUUGCUGGUUGAGCACUGUUGGCCAAACAAGUAAAGGACAUUGAAGACAUCGCAUUGGGCUCUGCAAAACUGUGAAUGCCAAACUCUGUCUGCCCAAUCCAGUUCUUCCCACCAGAAGAUUGAUCCUCGACCUCACUAACCAGCAGUGCCUGUGUGUCCAGAGUCGGCUCCUGCCUUUACAACCUGUUAGCUGGUAGUGUCAGGCCCUCUCCAUCCAUAACAGUUUCUGUCUCUGUCAAUGGCUGGGCGCGGUGGAGGAGCAACCAGGCCCAAUGGUGCCACAGCAGCAAACAAAAUCUGCCAGUUCAAACUGGUGCUGCUGGGGGAGUCGGCAGUGGGCAAGUCCAGCUUAGUGCUGCGCUUUGUCAAAGGCCAGUUCCACGAAUUCCAGGAGAGUACCAUUGGAGCUGCCUUCCUCACUCAGACUGUUUGUCUGGACGACACCACUGUGAAGUUUGAGAUCUGGGACACAGCGGGUCAGGAGCGCUACCAUAGCCUGGCUCCAAUGUACUACAGAGGAGCUCAGGCGGCCAUCGUGGUCUACGACAUUACCAACACAGAUACUUUCGGACGGGCGAAAAACUGGGUGAAGGAGCUGCAGAGACAAGCCAGUCCUAACAUAGUGAUUGCUCUGGCAGGCAACAAGGCGGACAUCGCAAACAAGAGAGCCGUAGAGCUUCAGGAGGCACAAACCUAUGCUGAUGACAACAGUCUACUCUUCAUGGAGACCUCAGCCAAGACUGCCAUGAAUGUGAAUGAAAUUUUCAUGGCUAUUGCAAAGAAGCUACCGAAGAACGAGGCUCAGGGUGGAGCUGGACAAGGUGGACGGACCCGGACAGGAGUGGAUCUACAAGAAACUGCCCCUCAGGGCCGCAGCGGCCAGUGCUGCGGCGGUGGCAAUUAGCAAGUACAAAACAAUGAACUUAGCGAGCGAGCCCUGAACAUUGUUUUAAGGACAGAACAUAGCUAAAAACCCAGAGAGGCAGGAGAGAGCAGAGCCACUCGCCACUCCUGCACCUAAACUGAGAUUACAGAUGAGAUUAUCUGGAUCCUCUUUGAUUAAAGGAACGUUUUUUUAAAAAGAAUCAUAAGCUAGAGGGAAUUUCAAAGAUCCCUCACUACUUCUCCUCUGUCUUUCCCCGGUGUAUCUAUCUACCUCCCUGUUCCCCUUCAAAUCCCUGUCUCUAGUUGAUUGAAUUCUGUCUUAAAUUAUCUUUUUUGAGGGGUGAUAUUGAGGUUGUUUGGCAUUUUCCCUAAUUGUUUGUUUGUGUUUUUAUGUUAUGUACAGUGCGGUCCAAAAGUCUGAGACCCCUUUGCCAUUCAAGUGAAUAGGAAAGUGAUCUCAGACUUAGAUCAGACUUGGGCCCCCCUGUAUAUGUAUGUGUAUAUAGUAUAUACUUAUAUGCACAUAUGCAUAUAUAUUGACAGUCGUUUACUUUUCUACUCCUGUCAGUUCCUUCUACAUUCAUCAUCAUUAUGAAAGAUAGAAAUACCCAACUAUUGAUAAUGCUGAAAUUGCAAAAGGCAGAGUAAUUAAUCUUUUUGUCUUAUUGCAGUUGAGAUCACAGCAUUAUGUUCUUCUCUUUAGGGACCUGAACGUGACACAGUUAUAAGGAAAGCUCGAGACUUUGCUUAUUGAAGCAGGCUAUGAUUUGAUAGGCUACACAUCUGAAAAUAUUUCUGAGCUGUGCAACAAAUGCAGUUGUGUGCAUUCAUUGUGUAUUCAUACCUGUAAAACCAGAGAGUUGUUAGCCUUUUUUAAAUGAAAUGUGAGAAUAACUUGUAAAUCUAAAAAGUAAUAAAUGACAUGCGAGAUUCAUUUUGUUUUGCAGUGUAUGGUUUGGCAUCAGUGGACAUUUCCAGUUAUUAUUUGCAUGUUUUAAGUCUGUUGGCAGUGAAGGUUGUUUACAGGUUGGGAGGAUACUGUAUUGGCCCAAAUAUAAGAUACUGUUGGUUUGUUUGUUUGUUUUUCCUGGAAAUUACAUGUGAAAAAACAGGGACGUCAUUAUGAUGUCAUAGUGAAUUCAGUGUUUUUCUGAAUCUGUCAACAAGAGUCAUGAUUCAGGUUGCAGUUAACACGUAAAUUAACUUCCUGCUGAUGAAUGUUUUCUUUUGCAUGAUAAAUUGGAAUCAGAAAUGCCACAUUUGUGUCACUUACAUUAUUUUUAAAGAUGUAUUUAUACUGAUUUUCUCACUCAAUUGAUUUCCUUCUAUAUAUAUUACUUCAGAUUAUUUAAAAGAUGUCAGCUUUGAUAUAUCUGCCUACCGUGUUGAGUUCAAAGCUUAAUCAUAAAAAAAAAAGUCUAUUUAAACAGGUCUCCCAAAAAGGGGGUCAGGAGAUCAUCUCAUAAUCAGGAUUGUCUUAUAUUUGGGUCGAUAUGAUAUGUGUGCAUAUAGCAAUAAAAAUCUGAUUCUGA